Messenger RNA from Trematomus bernacchii (emerald rockcod), 1335 nucleotides. RefSeq names its product extensin-like. The transcript has a single exon. The record is from RefSeq and is a predicted model, not a curated record. NCBI's taxonomy places the organism in Eukaryota, Metazoa, Chordata, Actinopteri, Perciformes, Nototheniidae. The coding region runs from base 1 to 1335 and encodes 444 amino acids.
AUGUUCCAUCCUCCACCUUCCAUCCUCCACCUUCCACCCCCCACCCUCCACCUUCCACCCUCCACCUUCCAUCCUCCACCCUCCACCUUCCACCCUCCACCUUCCCACCCUCCACCUUCCAUCCUCCACCUUCCAUCCUCCACCCCCCACCCUCCACCUUCCACCCUCCACCUUCCAUCCUCCACCCUCCACCUUCCACCCUCCACCUUCCACCCUCCACCUUCCAUCCUCCACCUUCCAUCCUCCACCUUCCAUCCUCCACCCUCCACCUUCCACCUUCCACCCUCCACCUUCCACCUUCCAUCCUCCACCUUCCAUCCUCCACCCUCCACCUUCCACCUUCCAUCCUCCACCUUCCAUCCUCCACCUUCCACCCUCCACCUUCCAUCCUCCACCUUCCACCCUCCACCUUCCAUCCUCCACCUUCCAUCCUCCACCCUCCACCUUCCACCUUCCACCCUCCACCUUCCACCUUCCAUCCUCCACCUUCCAUCCCUCCACCUUCCCCUCCCUCCACCUUCCAUCCUCCACCCUCCAUCCUCCACCUUCCACCCUCCACCUUCCAUCCUCCACCUUCCAUCCUCCACCUUCCAUCCUCCACCUUCCAUCCUCCACCCUCCACCUUCCACCUUCCACCCUCCACCUUCCACCUUCCAUCCUCCACCUUCCAUCCUCCACCCUCCACCUUCCACCUUCCACCUUCCAUCCUCCCACCUUCCAUCCUCCACCUUCCAUCCUCCACCUUCCAUCCUCCACCUUCCACCUUCCACCCUCCACCUUCCAUCCUCCACCUUCCAUCCUCCACCCUCCACCUUCCACCUUCCAUCCUCCACCUUCCAUCCUCCACCUUCCACCUUCCAUCCUCCACCUUCCAUCCUCCACCCUCCAUCCUCCACCUUCCACCCUCCACCUUCCAUCCUCCACCUUCCAUCCUCCACCUUCCAUCCUCCACCUUCCAUCCUCCACCCUCCACCUUCCACCUUCCACCCUCCACCUUCCACCUUCCAUCCUCCACCUUCCAUCCUCCACCUUCCACCUUCCAUCCUCCACCCUCCAUCCUCCACCUUCCACCCUCCACCUUCCAUCCUCCACCUUCCAUCCUCCACCUUCCAUCCUCCACCUUCCAUCCUCCACCCUCCACCUUCCACCUUCCACCCUCCACCCUCCACCUUCCAUCCUCCACCCUCCACCUUCCACCUUCCACCUUCCACCUUCCAUCCUCCACCCUCCACCUUCCACCUUCCACCUUCCAUCCUCCACCUUCCAUCCUCCAUCCUCCACCUUCCACCCUCCACCUUCCAUCCUCCACCCCCCCGACACACGACACGCUUUUAA